GUAACCAGUAUUAUUGUAUUACUCUAAAUUCUACGUCACGCACAAUUAAAGCACCAAUAACAAUGCAAAAUGACUUCAAAUUGCAUUAUCUCGUAAGCGAUACGAGUAAAUUGGGCAUUCUCAUAAUACACUCCACUGGUUGUCGAGUUGUGAGUAUUUGGCCCCAAGUACACGGAAAGAUCAGGCUGAGGCUGAGGGUGCUUUGUGUGAGUGCGAUCUGAAGUGCUAGCUAGGGUUAUACCAUGGCAAAAAGGGUCUUGUACAAGGAUUUGGUUCCUUUUGGGGCCAUGGUGGCCACAGAGUGCCUCAACGUUGCCUUGAAUACGCUGUUCAAAGCAGCUACCUUGAGAGGGAUGAGUUACCAUGUCUUUGUUGUUUAUGCUUAUGCUGUUGCUGCUAUUGUUCUCAUUCCUGCACCCUUUAUCUCCCAAAGAUCAAGAGUGCUUCCUCCGCUCAGUUUCCCCCUACUACGCAAAAUUGGUCUUCUUGGGCUAAUAGGGUGUGCAUCUCAGAUCGUGGGAUACACUGGCAUCAAUUUCAGUUCCCCCACUCUCUCCUCGGCAAUAAGCAACUUGGUGCCCGCUUUUACUUUUUUGCUUGCCAUCAUUUUCAGGAUGGAAAAGGUGAUUGUAAGAAAUACAAGUUGCCAAGCCAAGGUAUUGGGUACCAUAGUAUCAAUAACCGGAGCAUUCGUAGUGACCCUCUACAAAGGACCACCAAUCAUCAUUGUUCAUACACCUUCCUUGUCACUUCAUCAACCAAUUAACACUCUCAAUUUGGUAGAUCCAAGUUGGGCAAUUGGUGGCCUUCUACUGACAGCAGAGUAUAUUCUGGUUCCAUUGUGGUACAUUGUACAGGUGCAAAUCAUGAAGGUGUACCCCAAUGAACUAAUUGUCAUCUUCUUUUACAAUUUAUGUGUUAGCAUUAUGGCUGCAAUUGUAGCUAUAUUUACUGAGACAAAUGCAGGCGCUUGGAAAAUAGGAGUGGAUACAGCAUUGGCUUCCAUAGUUUGCUCUGGAAUUUUUGGUUCAUUCGUGAACAAUGUAGUUCACACAUGGGUACUGCGUAUAAAGGGGCCUGUCUAUGUAGCAAUGUUCAAGCCACUCUCAAUUGCCAUAGCUGUUGCCUUGGGAGUCAUGUUCCUGGGUGAUACACUCCACCUUGGAAGUAUAGUUGGAGCCACAAUUAUAUCGAUUGGAUUUUAUACUGUAAUGUGGGGAAAAGCAACCGAAGAGAAUGUGGGGGAAGAUGUCCCUGGCCAGCAAUCACCAACCACAGAAAACGUUCCUCUCUUGCAAAGCUGUAAAACUGAUACAGCUGAGAAGAAAAUGCAUGGAAGUGUAUAAAUGACAAACAAAACUGUUCAUAAAUCUUAACAUUAUUGAAAUUACACGAAAUAGCAAAGAAAAGCAUGGUUUUGUUAUCCCCCAAGCUGACCAUGCAACGCCAAUAGCAAAGUAGGUACCCACUCCUCUAGAGACUAGAGUCUAGAGGACAGCAUAUGUAAGAAAUAGUUAAAGUGUUCAACUAAUCUCCAUUCACCACGUAAACGAACCUUCCUACAAGUUGGUGUACGAACACUCACAAAUGACAACGGAGCAACUUCCCUUUCCCUGUUUCUUGUAACAACUCAUCCACAUUAUGUUUUAUAAAAUCUGCCAAGAUUCUGUAACAUCCCCAAAAAAUUUUAAGUAUUUUUAUUUAUUUACUA
This is a messenger RNA of Glycine soja, 1711 nucleotides long. RefSeq names its product WAT1-related protein At3g28050-like. Gene Ontology annotation, molecular function: transmembrane transporter activity. The coding region runs from base 243 to 1346 and encodes 367 amino acids. The transcript has 7 exons. The record is from RefSeq and is a predicted model, not a curated record. Gene Ontology annotation, cellular component: plasma membrane. NCBI's taxonomy places the organism in Eukaryota, Viridiplantae, Streptophyta, Magnoliopsida, Fabales, Fabaceae.